Molecule: messenger RNA, 1902 nt
Organism: Etheostoma cragini (Arkansas darter)
Lineage: Eukaryota; Metazoa; Chordata; Actinopteri; Perciformes; Percidae
Product: heterogeneous nuclear ribonucleoprotein C
Exons: 7
Coding region: 142-717 (191 amino acids)
Cellular component (GO): nucleus
Molecular function (GO): RNA binding
Source: RefSeq, a predicted model, not a curated record
CACACGUACACACACACAUGCACACACACACAGACACACACACACACACAGCAAGACUAAGGACGUAAAAAGAGAGAGAAGCAAAUAAAUCAUCGGCUAGCCUCUCCACUCUCCGUUUCCUGGUUGUUUUGCAUCACUGAUAUGACCCUGUUCAGCACAAGAUACAUGAGCAUGAGUGGAGAGUUGAAGUCCAGCCGCUCCAGGGCAGCGAGUAAGAGAGCCAGCAACACCGUUUAUGGGGUGUAUGACUACCAGCGUGUGCCGACAUCUCUGUCUCCUCUGCCCCUGGGACCCAGUCUGGCCAAGCGAUCCCGUUCCUCCUCCUACUCCUCCGGGCACAGACGCAGUCGAGACAGAACCCACUCCAAAAGCUCCAGAGCCCACUCCACUUCAACCACAGCCAAGUUAGGCAUGGAAGAGUUGCAGGUGAUUAAAAAGGAGCUGACUCUGAUAAAGACACAGAUCGAUGGGCUGCUUGACAGUCUUGACAAGAUGGACCCACAGAGGAAUGACCACAAAGGAUCUCCCCUGAGAGAGGACAGUCCAGCUGGCUCCCCGUAUGCUCUGUCUGCCAGCAGCCCAGAGCACUCACUCUCCUCCCUCUCUCCACCCAGCUCCCGUCAUCGAAUCCACAGGGAGAAACCUGACCCAAGGGAGCCAGACGAUGACCACCACACGAUGAGCAACCACAGCUCUGACCCCGAGGAAGAAAUAUGAGGGAGGAAUACAAGAAGACGUAGAAGACAUGGAUUAAGUGCCAAACAUGGAGGAAGAGAAAAGCAGACGCCAAGCAAACACUCAUAUCAAUGGCUCAACAGGGUGUAGCCUACAUAUCAGAUAACACAAAGCAUUUAAUUUUAUCACAGCAACUUGGUAUCUUUGACUUUUAAGCAAAACUAAAACACUGACACAGGUGACUAAUAUAAAUCAAGUACACAUCGGAUUAAGAAGAAUUUAGUAUGUCGGACUGAGAGAGUAAUAACAAAGGACAACUGGAAGCAGUGGCAAACUUAUCUUUUCUAAAUUCGGCCUAAGCAGGCACUCACAUUGAAUUGUAUAAGAGGAUUUGCACCAAUGCCAGUGUUCCAGUAUUAAUCUGAAUAUUGCAGUAUUAAUCCAAAUGAGACAAUAGGGUUCUCUGAUUAAAACCGUGUAAGCAUUUUACCAAUUUACCUUCCACACAUUCACAUGUUCCACAUUAAAAGCUUUCUGAAACCGGCACAUCAUGCCAAAAUCCGAUAAGUACAUAAAGUAAUAAUUUAUGUGUGGUCUUAUAUCUAGAAUUAGAUCAUGUACAAACAUUAUAUAACCGGGAAUAUUACUGAAGCAUGGUCAGUUGUACACCAUGUUAACAGCUUACUUAUAUAUAAUUACUUAAAGAAUAAGGGUAAAACUGGCAUUGUGUGCAUGUACGUUAAUGUGAAAUGAAAAUCACUUCUAUGGAUCACAAAGUAGUUUGACUUGUGAAAGCAAAAUAAAUCGGUACACUCUCAUAUAUGAUCUUUCAAGAAGGCUUUUUGUUGAUGCUCAACUCACCUUUUCUAUUUAUUGCAUACUUCUAUCAGAGUUUAGCUACUCAAAGUAAACACAGUUAGCUUUGAGAGAUUGAAUAGUCAUACAUGUAUUAGAGGAAUGUUAUUACUCUCUUCCACCAUGUAUUUGGCACUUUUAAGACAUGCAAAUGCCCAGGUCAGUGUGUAAUAUUGUGUAUUAUUGUAAACUUUACUGUAAUUGUUGAACUGUCUGAUUUUAAUCUUGCUGUAGGUCUUCUCAUGUGUUUUUUAAAAAGAAAAACAAGUAUGUUAUUCUUAUGGUGUUAGAUGUUUUUGUUUGCAUUCUUCAGAUUAGCAAAGUGGAAAUACUCAUUGUCACAGUAAUAAAAGUAUUUUCAUAUUGACUAUA